This is a messenger RNA of Dibothriocephalus latus, 1158 nucleotides long. NCBI's taxonomy places the organism in Eukaryota, Metazoa, Platyhelminthes, Cestoda, Diphyllobothriidea, Diphyllobothriidae. The record is from the annotation of a GenBank genome assembly.
AUGGAAAGGCAUCUUAUGGGCCAUCCCACUGUCGAUGGAAACUUUGAAGGCUCCUGGAAACCUAACAUGGUCCUCUCUAGCAACGGUAAUGUACUGUGGAUCCCUCCAGCAAUCUACAAAAGUUCCUGUCAAAUCGACGUCCGCUACUUCCCUUUCGAUCAGCAAACUUGUCAAAUGAAACUAGGUAGUUGGACCUACAAUAGCAGAGAGGUCGACCUCCAGUUCUACAGCAAUCGCACCAGCCUAGACCUCUCCAACUACGUCACAAGCGGAGGCUGGGAUAUUGUGGACUGUCCAGCCGACCUGGAUGUGCAGCCCGUACUCAGUGAGGAACGCCAGGAAGGGGAGGUGGAGUUUGGGGGUGAAGUACGCUACGGCACCAUCAGCAACCGGCCCAGAGUCAGGCAGAUGACCUUUCACAUCGUCCUCCGACGCAAACCCCUCUUUUACACCACCAACAUGAUCAUUCCAUGCGUGCUUAUUGCUCUACUGAGUACUUGCGUCUUCUAUCUGCCAACAGACGCAGGCGAAAAGAUCACGCUCUCAAUCAGCAUCCUUGUGACUUUGGUGGUUUUCAUGCUCCUGGUCAGUAAAAUGCUGCCACCUGGGCCCAAAACAAUCCCUCUACUAUCACAAUUUCUGCUUUUCACCUUUGCAAUGAAUUUUCUUACACUUUUUAUCACCGUCGUCAUCAUUGAUCUUAAUCACCGGAACCCGAAGACACAUUCCAUACCAGCCUGGAUGAGAACACUGUUUAUACACCUGAUGCCGCGAUUCCUGGGCCUUAAAAGACCAAAACGGGCGUCAAUUGCCCGUGAAGAAGCUUUCAGUGAACUUGACCGGGUCUUACUGCCGGAAGUGGACGACUAUUCAGAAGAUGAGAACCCCAGCUUCAGCGGACGAUGUGCGGAUGAAAGCAGAUUCACAGAAAACAACCCUCAGUUUGGGCCACGCGUGAAGGACGUGGAACAUACAGGCACCCGCUGUAGCGCCUGUGGGACUCGUGCUUACGCAUUGCCCCCGCAAAUCCAAUCAAGUUCUGACGACGUACGCCGGGAUUCCUGGCUUAAUGGCCAGCAGCAGAGCAUGGCGACUACGCAAAAUGAUGUAAGAUUUGGUGAUUUUAGAACACGAACAUUGGCAUAUGGCGAAUACUAA